Nematostella vectensis (starlet sea anemone) is the source of this 3564-nucleotide messenger RNA. Its product is annotated as neural cell adhesion molecule 1. The coding region runs from base 2621 to 3343 and encodes 240 amino acids. Lineage: Eukaryota; Metazoa; Cnidaria; Anthozoa; Actiniaria; Edwardsiidae. The transcript has 4 exons. Gene Ontology annotation, molecular function: protein binding. The record is from RefSeq and is a predicted model, not a curated record.
AAGCCAAAAUCUGGGUAUGUGCAUUUCGGCCUCAAGUUAUUUGUGUUUUGAAAAUUAGUCCGUAAUACAAGGAGCCGAUGGUCAUUGUAAGAAAUUGUGACUUUUUUCUCUAUCUAUAAUUGCGUAUUUUCCAGGUCAUUCCGUCAUGUCGCUUCCAUUUUCCAUUUCAUUUGUUGUAAUUCUUUCAGUUGCUUUUAGAAAAGAAAUUGCUUGCUUGCAAUGGAUGUAUUAAAGGGGAACUUAACAGUAGAAUAAUCCUUUUGGUUUAGCCCAAGUAUCAGACAAUUUUAUUUUUUAAAAGCUGGAGAGGAAGAGUAACGCCUGGCACAAAUAUUAGACACGACGUCGCUGUCAAAAUACAUCGUCUGUCAAAAUUGCCCAGCUUCAGUGACUCGGUGGUAGCACAAUCAAUUUAUAAACAGUAUUUAGUAUGUAGAGAAAUAUUUAGAGCCAGCUUUUGUAAAUCAUUAUGUAUAUUUGUUAUCAUUAUAUUAUCAUUUAUGUAUCAGGCGCUUUUCCAAGGAUCGGCCGAUGGGGGGUGCGGAGUCAUAGGUAGCAUAUGGAAAAAGUACAGUAUUUGAGGAUUCCUUUUUAAGAAAUGACCCACUUUUUGGGGGGUGCGCGCGCACCCUGCGCACCCCCCGUGUACGCGCCUGUGUAUGUUUGUAAGAAUUCAAUAAUUAUCGGAGAGCCACAUGUAUAUUAUCUGUAUUGAUACUAGGGGUCACUCUCAAUAAAAAAUGAACUAACUUUACUAUAAUUUAUCAUUACACUAAUUUAUCACGACAACUCGCCAACGUGCACUCGUGCAUUGCACGUUUCGCCGCCUGAAAGUAACUUUAUUCUUCGUGAUGCACAAAUAUAUAAUUAAAACUAGGCAGUAACUAAAUACGUGAUUACAAUCAUAGAUACAAAUAACAAUAAUAAAUAACGUGGAAUAAACUUACGACUCUUGAAUAUCGUCAUACUUGGGUGGCGCCAUUUACACUCGCACACAACUCAAUAACAAAAACACGUGACCUUUUGGUCAUUUGGGCAGCCUGUGGUGUAUGGCGCUACAUUAUUAAAAUACAGAGGAAAACGCAAAGAUGAUGGAUAUGCCCAUGGCACAACUUAAAAAAGUGUUAUACGUAAAUUAAAUGCACAUCCACGUCACUUAAUUUUACGGAAUUUUCAUCUACUGUUAGAUAAACCUCUACUUGGACACAAAUUUUAUGAAUUAUUGAUUAAGCUCACUCAAUCAACUCGCGGGAAGUACCGCCAACAGUCCCAAGCAUUUUUCGCUCUCACAGACAAAUUUCUUGAAAUUUCGUCUGAUAAAUGAUUUCCGUAUUAAGGAAGCUUUAGGGCAUCCAAAUUCCCAUCCUCUUUAGUAUAUCUAGUAGAUCUUAGCUUCGAGAAACCAAAAAGUAAAAUUGCAGAGUUCUUCUUAAAAUGAAGAGAGAGACCAAUCAUACAUGCCUUUAUUUAGCACGCGUACCGAAUUGACAUGAUAGUGUUCUACUCUUUUUUAUCUUUGGAAAGGAAAAAAAAAACGGAAAGAAAGACAUAACACCUCCUAGUCACACUGGUCUGCACAACUUGUUUAAUGGCAUCUUCUAUGAAAAGUGGCUAGUUUAAAUUUAAUGGCAACUAAUUUGAAUAGGUUAAAUAGGGAAUAGAUAGAUUUUCUACUACACUGAAAAUAGCUGGCGCUAUAAAUCAAAAGUUACCACAAAAACAUUUACCUAAUAUUUUUUUGUGAUUAAGAAUGUGUCGGUCAGAUGAAGAGCCUUUAUGUUUAUCCAUCCAUAUGUGUUUAUGCCUACAGAUGAAGCUAUCAUCAAUAAAACAGUCUGUGACCGGAGGAAAACAACUUGUACUAUUCUGUGAAGCUUAUGGUCACCCUGUGCCUAGAAUCACGUGUUCUAGAGCCCCUAAGCCUUUUGGCUCAGCGGUCGUAGGUUCUGAGUUGAGGAUAGGGAAGGUUGAGAGGCCAGACGAGGGUCUUUACUCGUGCAGUGCGUUUAAUGUCGUUGGGAUGAGUUGAGGAUAGAGAAGGUUGAAAGGCCAGACGAGGUUUUGUUCUCGUGCAGUGCGUUUAAUGGCGUCGGGAUGAGUUGAGGAUAGGGAAGGUUGAGAGGCCAGACGAGGGUCUGUACUCGUGCAGUGCGUUUAAUGGCGUUGGGAUGAGUUGAGGAUAGGGAAGGUUGAGAGGCCAGACGAGGGCCUGUACUCGUGCAGUGCGUUUAAUGGCGUCGGGAUGAAUUGAGGAUAGGGAAGGUCGAGAGGCCAGACGAGGGUCUGUACUCGUGCAGUGCGUUUAAUGGCGUCGGGAUGAGUUGAGGAUAGGGAAGGUCGAGAGGCCAGACGAGGGUCUGUACUCGUGCAGUGCGUUUAAUGGCGUCGGGAUGAGUUGAGGAUAGGGAAGGUUGAGAGGCCAGACGAAGGUCUGUACUCGUGCAGUGCGUUUAAUGGCGUCGGGAUGAGUUGAGGAUAGGGAAGGUUGAGAGGCCAGACGAGGGUCUGUACUCGUGCAGUGCGUUUAAUGGCGUCGGGAUGAGCUGAGGAUAGCAAAGGUUGAGAGGCCAGACGAGGGUCUGUACUCGUGCAGCGCGUUUAAUGGCGUCGGGAUGAGUUGAUGCCCGUCAUAGUGAAUUAUAAACCUGUAAUCAGCCGAAGUUUAUCGAAAUCUAACACAAGCUCCUGGGUGGAGCACACCGUCUCCCUACAUUGCUAUGUCAGCGGCUCUCCCCCACCAGUUAUAACGUGGUACAACCCCGCUUCCCACGUGACAAGCGUACCAGGUGGCUCCGUCCUCACUGUCACAACAAGGAGCGAACAGGAUUAUGGGAGUUACACCUGUCGCGCCGUCAACAGUGUAGGAAGUCACGAACACGUGAUCUCUGUCAUCCAAUGGACCCCGCCAGGUAAACCAGAGAGCAUUUCAAUGAAUAGAGACCCCCCGGAAAGACCAGUUUCUACAGUUACACUAAGGUGGUCCACCCCUUUGUGGAACGGGGGGUCACCUCCAAUAGACUAUAAGGUAGAGGUUGGCACGGUUCCUGUACGCGAAGGCAUAACAUCAACCCUUGUUGUAAUUACGGGUCUGAAAGAAGACGCGCGGUAUACCGUGAAAAUAUAUGCGCGGAACAUCGUUGGAUUCGGAUUGCCGCUGACUACAGAAAUAAGAACACGCAGAGGGACGCCACUUGUACCGCAUGUCAAUGAGACACAAGUGACCAAUCAAAACGUUAGGAUCACAUGGGACAAUCCGGAAGACACCCAAUUACUCAAUACACCCUCUACCAGAGAACCUGUUCCUGCGAUGAGACUCCGAAUUGGACAGCGGUGGCUAAAAUAACAAGUUCUUACCAAAGCGAGUUUGAAGUUAGCGGUUUGUCAUGGGAGACUACUUAUCAGUUCGCUUUGGCAGAGUGGAAUAAGCAAGGAGAGAGCCCCCGAAACCGAUCAGCGGCUGCACCUGUUAAAAUUGCCGAAGGUAUGGAUGCGUUCUUGUUUCCCAUAAUGCAGUGCUUUUUUUUUUCUGUACACAGUACAAACUUGUAUACGAAAAUGUCCAAA